AUGCCUCCUGGACCUGGGCUACUACUAGCCGAACAGCCAUCUCCGUGGAGCGGUGUGCCCUGUUCCCCAUUUCCUGGUUGGGUGGCUGACCUGGGUCGCUGGGGAAAGCACUCUACGGAAGAAGGCGAGUUGCGGCUACAGCUCUCCUUGGUGGACUGCGGAGGUGGAGCAGGCCGCCCGGGAGCCCAGGAGGGCCGAGAGGCUGGCGAAGGAGACUCGGGCAGAGUACUGUUGGGAGGAGCUCAGCGAAAGGCUCAGGAACCUUUCCAGAACAACGCGCGAAGCACGGACAAGGGCUUGGAGGAACAACCUGCAGGAAGCAAGCGAGGCAAAGAAGCCCGAUCAGAUGUGGAGCUUGGAAAGAUGGGCCAGGCUACGGAGCGUUUUGCCGCCGGAACCACCGAGACUACCGGCAUUCAAGGACUCGUCCGGACAGGUAACGGCCGAAACGCACGACCAGAAAGCCAGCGCACUGGCCGAGAGGUUCUUCCCGGACCCACCGGCCAACCUGACGGACGUGGAAGACCAAGCCUUUCUAGGCGACUGGAACCCGGGAUUCGACGUCUCACAGGCAGUGACGCCGACCGAGAUCGCGAAAGCAAUAGGAGGAGCAGGCCCCUGGAAGGCGCCAGGAGAGAAUCUGCUCCCGAUGGUCUUCUGAAGGCAUGUGGAACGCCACUGGCUGAAGUGCUCGCCGUAUUGGCGACGAGGUGCCUGGAACUAGGAUGGUUUCCCGACCGGUUCAAAAAGGCAAAGACCAUAGUACUACCAAAGCCAGGGAAGGCGCCGCCAGUAUAUCAGACCCCGGGAGGGUACAGGCCCAUUGCGCUACUGCCAACCCUAGGGAAGGUAAUAGAGUCAGUGGUCGCCAGGAAGGUCACUCAAGCUGCUGAAGUCAACGGCCUUCUACCAGCCGUGCGCAGCGAUGUUGACUCAGCCUUCACCCUCUCCCUGUCCAUCUUCUUCCAGGCCCAGCCAUCCGGUUGGGAUACUGUUUGGAGGUUUUCCGAAGUCCAGAAGUGGUCGAUGGUUGACGGGCGGCCUCGCUGCCGCCCCUGGGGAGCUCGCGUUGUCGCUCCCCUUGCAGUCCUGAUGCGUCCGAACCCAUCUCACAAUGGGUUCUUUAGGUUGAAGUCUCCUGCCAGAACCACCGGGUGGCUUGGCCUUGGCCGCCCUUGGAGGGCUCUCGCCACAUCCUUCCCCCGGUCCUACAGCAACGGCAAGUCCUCCGCACCCAAGUCCGCCGAGGAGCCCAGCGCAACCAGCGGCGGAUCCCGCAGCAAAGAAGCCGUUGAGACCGGCUCCAGCCCAACAGGCGGCGUCAUCCAGGACGGGCUCGCCGAUGGCGACGCCCGCGGCCGCACAGGAGGCGGGCGCCCCCUCGACAGCUCCGUCCACCCGCCGGCCCAGCCUAAGAUCAGCAAUGCCAGCGUGCCGGGCGAGCGCCCCAAUCUGAGCCCCGAACAGCAGGCUGAGGUGGACGAGCAUAACCGGGAUUUUGAGAACAAGCAUGGCAAGGCGGAGCCCGCGGGGGAUGAUAAGGUGGAUAAGAGCUUUUGGAGUGGGAAGGGGUCGAGACAUAAUAAGGCAUGA
Chaetomium globosum CBS 148.51 is the source of this 1593-nucleotide messenger RNA. RefSeq lists its product as uncharacterized. The record is from RefSeq and is a predicted model, not a curated record. The transcript is spliced from 5 exons. The coding region runs from base 1 to 1593 and encodes 530 amino acids. Lineage: Eukaryota; Fungi; Ascomycota; Sordariomycetes; Sordariales; Chaetomiaceae.